This is a messenger RNA of Rhagoletis zephyria (snowberry fruit fly), 558 nucleotides long. Its product is annotated as hepatocyte growth factor receptor-like. Gene Ontology annotation, molecular function: transmembrane receptor protein tyrosine kinase activity; ATP binding. The record is from RefSeq and is a predicted model, not a curated record. Lineage: Eukaryota; Metazoa; Arthropoda; Insecta; Diptera; Tephritidae. Gene Ontology annotation, cellular component: signaling receptor complex; plasma membrane. Gene Ontology annotation, biological process: multicellular organism development; cell surface receptor protein tyrosine kinase signaling pathway; protein phosphorylation.
AUGAGGAAGACGCUGGUAGAGAAGGGCUUGUACGCCGAGUACGCCAGUGUGACGCUGAAGAUGAAGCUCGGAGAUGGCAACUUUGGCGAGGUGUACCGCGCAGAGGUGGUCAGCGCUGAUGGGAAUGGGACAAAGAUGGAGGUGGCGAUUAAGAAGCUGAGAAAAGGCUCCUCUCUGGCGCAGGUGAAGCAGUUCCUCACGGAGGGCAUUCGCAUGAGCGGCUUCGAGCACGAGCGCAUCCUCCGUCCGGUGGCCAUCACCCUCGACUCGGCCAGUCCCUGGAUGCCCGCCAUUGUCCUGCCCAUCAUGGCCAACGGCGAUCUGUGUCGGUACUUGCGCAAAAGCAAGGUUUUUCCCAUCGUCCGGCUGCUCACCUUUGCCGUGCAGAUUGCUGAAGGAAUGGAGUACCUUGCCUCGGCCAACUUCGUCCACGGCGACCUGGCCGCCCGGAACUGCCUGCUGGAUGAGCACUACCAGCUGAAGAUUGGCGACUUUGGCCUGUGUCGGCAGCUGCAGUACCGCUCCGACUACGUGACCAUUAACGACAUCUACAGGCCG